Cornus florida is the source of this 645-nucleotide messenger RNA. RefSeq lists its product as uncharacterized. The transcript has a single exon. Bases 1 to 645 code for a protein of 214 amino acids. Lineage: Eukaryota; Viridiplantae; Streptophyta; Magnoliopsida; Cornales; Cornaceae. The record is from RefSeq and is a predicted model, not a curated record.
AUGGCUAGAGAGUAUAAGAACUCUCUAGUGAAGACUCCGUUCGCUGAUAAUGUAUACUAUGUUGAUAGACCUAAAAAAUUUAAUAUGCCUUCCUUUACUCAAUUUGAUGGCAUAGGGGAUCCUUCCCGUCAUCUCGAUCAUUACUCACAGAAGAUGGCUUUAGAUAAUCACAACGAUGCGUUCAUGUGUAAAGUCUUCCCAACUAGUUUAAUGGGAGCCGCAUUGGAAUGGUUCAAGAAAAGGCCACACAAGUCCAUUCUGAACUACGAAACUUUGUGCGCCAUGUUCCUAGCUCAAUAUUGCGGAAACAAGAAGCAGAAGAAGACCAUCGCUAGUCUCUUUACUAUAAGACAGAAGAGAGGAGAAUCGUUACAGGAUUUCUGGUCCAGGUUUAACAUGGAGACCUCGGAGAUAGUAGAUUGUCAUCCUAAGGCUGCUAUAGAAACGUUCAAGAUCGGCAUGAUCCAGGGAACUAAGUUCCAUAUCUCCCUAGUCAAAUAUUCCCCUCAAGACAUGCUGACUUUCAAUGCUAGGGCACAAAUCUACAUUCGACUUGAGGAUAAUGUAGCCCAUCGAGCACAGUAUGCCACCCUUGUCAUUGUAGAAAAUAAGCCUCGGGAAAAAGUUUCAAGUUCAAAAAGUUAA